AUGAAGCGCUUACGAGAGCCUGAAGACGGCACAGGCGUGGAUGCCCAAGAGCUACCAGAAGUGGACCCGCGCGCGGCCCCGGCCGCCAAACUCGUGAACCUCGAUAGCGCUGCCUCGGACGACGAGUUAGUGGCAGCUAUGAAAUGCUCCAUGCCUCCUCACAAGGAGGCCCUGUCCUUCCAAACCUACGAGGAUUAUGAAGCGCAUUACAACAAGGCACAUCUGAAUAGGUGUCUGGAAUGCGACAAGAACAUGCCCUCUGAGCACUUGCUCAACGUACAUAUUGAAGAGUGCCACGACUCGUUCGUGGCCGUAAAGCGCGAUCGAGGCGAACAUACAGCAAGUAUUGAUGGAAGGAGAUCUCUCCUCCUAGAAAGCGGACAUGGCCGGCGUCGGUCGUCCAUCAACUUUCAGCCCAGGGACUCUCGAAGACGAGCUAGUCUUUUGGAGGCGGCCGAAAGGGACAGGAAAGGCCAGAACGAGACCGCCCUCGCUGGCAAGCAAGCGGCGGAUAAGAGCCCCGGCAAAGAAGACGAAACCUCGUCUUCCGAGGAAGAGGAUCGAGAUGAGGAGAUGGAAGGGCUGACAGGCGCCAUGUCUGCGUUGCAGUUCGUACCAACAAAUAUCCGGUUUGGGCGCGGUGGUCGUUCGGGAUUUUCGAAGACUUGA
Messenger RNA from Parascedosporium putredinis, 669 nucleotides. The record is from the annotation of a GenBank genome assembly. Lineage: Eukaryota; Fungi; Ascomycota; Sordariomycetes; Microascales; Microascaceae.